Molecule: messenger RNA, 378 nt
Organism: Colletotrichum costaricense
Lineage: Eukaryota; Fungi; Ascomycota; Sordariomycetes; Glomerellales; Glomerellaceae
Exons: 1
Coding region: 1-378 (125 amino acids)
Source: RefSeq, a predicted model, not a curated record
AUGAGGAACCGCGACCUUGUGCCUGUGGUACUGCAGACAGCGCCGGCCUCAUUUGAACGUCAACCGGAGCCGUGGAGGGGUACUCGGAGGCCCGAGUCAGGGGAGGGCAUGGGGCCCGAAAUCGAGCAUCUGGAACCUCUCGAGGCAGCGAGACGGAACGACAAGACGGUCAAGACGGUGGCCAGAGGGGGGGAUCCAUCGGGCGACAAAUGCAGCAGAGCUUGGCUCAAACGCCCAGAAAUCGAGAGUCUGGCUGGACGUAUCCAUACGGAGUCUGAGAGAGGAUUCGAGGAAUACGUGGAGAUGUUGGGAGAGUGCCACAGUGCUGGGCAGAAGUCUUGGCCUUUGGAGGAGACGGCGUGCCCGAGAGAGGAGUGA